GCUGGGACGGCCGCCCGGGGUGUCUCCCACUUGCCGCUCCGGCGCUGGCGCGGCGACUCGACCCGGAGCGCGCAGGACCGGCUGCAUCCCGUCUGCCGAUCCAACCUCCCACCCCCUCCACGUCGGUUUGCAGCCAAGAGAGGGAAGAGGAGCAGGAGGCCUGCACACCCCACUGGGUUCAGGAAGAGCCCCGCUGCGUGGCUUCUGUACCGCUGCUGGCUUCUGACAUUUCAAGACUCGCCACUCAUCUCCCCCCAGAUAAAAAGAGCGCUGUAGGAUCUCCCAAUGGGGUGGCUUCACUCUGGGCUCACGUUUUCCGUGGGCUGUCUGAUCCUGAUGUGGGCGGCAGGCUCUGGCGCCAGCUGCUCAGAGGUCUCCUGUGUCUCCCCAGGGAGUGUGAGGGUCCUGCAGGGGCCCACCUGCUUCUCCGACUACGUCAACAUCUCCACCUGUGAGUGGGAGAUGGCCCGGCCCACCAACUGCAGAGCCGAGCUCCGCCUGUUCUACCAGCUGGAAUUUUUCUCCUUUGAAAACCACACGUGUGUCCCCGAGAACAGAGCUGGCGCGGUGUGCGUGUGCCAUAUGCAUAUGGAUAACGUGGUCAGUGCGGACACCUACCAGCUGGACCUGUGGGCUGGGGAGCAGCUGCUGUGGAAGAGCUCCUUCAAGCCCAGUGAGCAUGUGAAACCCCUGGCGCCCAGAAACCUCACUGUUCACGCCAACACCUCCCGCACGUGGCUGCUGACGUGGAACAACCCGUACCCUCCUGAGAAUCACCUAUACUCCGAGCUCACCUACCUGGUCAACAUCUCAAAUGAGAACGACCCCACGGAUUUCAGAAUCUAUAACGUGACCUACAUGGGGCCCACCCUCCGCUUCGCAGCCAGCACCCUCAAGUCUGGAGCUUCCUACAGCGCACAGGUGAAGGCCUGGGCUCAGAGCUACAACAGCACCUGGAGUGAGUGGAGCCCCAGCGCCAAGUGGCUUAACUACUACGAGGCGACCUUGGAGCAGCGCCUCCCACUGGGCGUCAGCAUCUCCUGCGUCGUCAUCCUGGCUGUCUGCCUGUCCUGCUAUGUCAGCAUCAUCAAGAUUAAGAAAGAAUGGUGGGACCAAAUUCCCAACCCAGCCCACAGUCCCCUCGUGGCCGUUGUCAUCCAGGAUUCUCAGGUGUCACUGUGGGGGAAGCGGUCCCAAGGCCAGGAACCAGCCAAGUGCCCACACUGGAAGACUUGUCUUGCCAAGCUUCUGCCCUGUUUACUGGAGCAUGGCAUGGAAAGGGAUGAAGAUUCCUCCAAGGCUGCUAGAAAUGAGCCUUUCCAGUGUCCUGGAAAAGUAGCAUGGCACCCCAUGGAGGUCAACAAGACAAUCCUCUGGCCAGAGAGCAUCAGCUUGGUUCGGUGCGUGGAGCUGUUUGAGGCCCAAGUGGAGAAUGAAGAAGAGGAAGUGGAGGAAGAUAAAGGGAGCUUCUGCCCAUCACCUGACAGCAGCGGGGGCAGCUUCCAGGAGGGCAGGGAGGGCAUCGCAGCCCGGCUGACAGAGAGCCUGUUCCUGGACCUGCUCAGGGGUGAGGAUGGGGGCUUUAGCCCACAGGGCUUGGAGGAGUCCUGCCUUCUUCCACCUUUAGAAAAUCCAAGUGCUCAGAGGCCCUGGGCCACGUUCCCAAGUGUGGGGCCCCAGGAGGCAUCGUCUGAGGACAAGGAGCCUUUGAACCCAGAGUCAAGUCCUCCGACCCAGAGCCCAGCCAGGCUGGCUUUCCCAGAGAUGCCCGGCGUCAUCGCAGACUACCCCACUUGCCGCAGCUUCAGCACCUUCCUGAGACAGUCCUCAGGCCCUGGAGGGCUUGACUCAGACCCACAGCUGGCCGAACGCCUGGGGGAAGUGGACCCCGGCAUCCCCGCCGCCCCCCAGCAAUCUGCACCGCCCACCACACUCCAGCCUGAGCCAGAAACGUGGGAGCAGAUCCUGCGCCAGAGUGUCCUCCAGUGCAGGGCGGCCCCGGGCCCCGCCUCGGCCCCCAGCAGUGGCUACCGGGAGUUUGUGCAGGCGGUGAAGCAGGGCGGUGCCCAGGACAGCGGGCUGGAGGGCUUUGGCCCUUGUGGAGAGGCUGGCUACAAGGCCUUCUCCAGCUUGCUCGCUGGCAGCGCUAGCUGCCCGGGGACAUCUGGGGUUGAGCCCAGCAGUGGGGAGGGGGGCUACAAGCCCUUCCAGAGCCUCACUCCUGGCUGCCCCGGAGCCCCUGCCCCAGUCCCCGUCCCCCUGUUCACCUUUGGACUGGACGUGGAGCCCCCUCACAGCCCUCAGGACUCACUCCUCCCAGGCAGCACCCCAGAGUGCCCUGGUUUGGAGCCAGUGGUCAAGGGAGAAGACAGCCAGAAGCCCCCGCUGUCCCCGGAGCCGGCCACAGACCCCCUCAGGGAUGACCUGGGCAAUGGCAUUGUCUACUCAGCCCUCACCUGCCACCUGUGUGGCCACCUGAAGCAAUGCCACGGCCAGGAGGAACGUGGCAAGGCCCACGUCGAGGCCAGCCCCUGCUGUGGCUGCUGCCGUGGGGACGGGUCCUCACCCCCGGUGAGCCCCCUGAGGGCCCUGGACGCCCAGCUUGGUGGGGCUCCACUGGAGGCCAGCCUCUCCCCGGCCUCCCUAGCACCCUUGGGUGUCUCAGAGGAGGGUAAGUCCCCCCUGUUCUUCCAAACUGCCCCCAACAAUGCUCAGAGCUCAAGCCAGACCUCCACGGUGGUGGCCAUGCUCUCCCCAGGGCCCACGUGCAUGGACGCUUCCUAGGUGCGUGCCUGCUUCUUGCUGAAGUCUGCAGGUGAGGACUGGGCCUUACCCGUGACUGCGAAAUGCCUCCCUCCAGAAGGCAGCCAGGCUGGCAGUGUUCCGAAAGACUCAGAGAACCCUGGUAUGAAGUUGUGAAGUCGUCCAACACUGGGGUUACGGAGGCCGGACGCCCCCGGCUCCCAACAUUGGCCCGGGCUUGCCACGUCCCAUGGGAGUGGAGGGUGCCAGGCAGCUGUACCCACAGCAGGCACCUGCAGGGAUCAGGAGGUUCCCGGGCACCUUGGCUUGUGAAUGAGCUGUUGGUCAUUUCAUGGGUCCACAGCUGCCCCAGUGGACUAUCCCUGUCACACUCAAGGCGUGUUUUGUCCACCGAGCUGCUCUGUUACCCAUGUCUUGCCCAGACCUGGGGUCAGCUGCCACCAUCUCACUGGAUUGGAUGCUGAGCCUAGAAGCUAACCAAGCCAAUGGGAGAAUGACUUGGGAGGCCUUGGGAAACUGAGGUCCAGAAAGGGUGGUCAUUUGCCCAGAGACGCCUGUUCAUUUAACAGAGGUUGACACUGGCAGCAGAGUCUGAGCUGCGGAGGGGCGCUUAGUCAAGUGGGGUUAACGAGGACACGAAAGAUUGUGAUUACCGAGCAGUGACAGCUUGCUGCCAGCUUCCCACACAGUUGUAAGGGUGGGGGUUCCUGUUAAGCACUGGAUCCCCAGAACAAGCAUGCCUGGUGACCUUGGGGCCGGUGUGUACCCCCAUGCAUGCCGUUGCCGGCAUCGGUGGUUCAGAGGGAGUGGCUCAGGUCUCCUGAUCCAGCAAGCUGGGUGUCCGAGAUGCCCACCACCAGGCACAUCGCCUGCACCUCGGCCCCGACCUCAGGUUGAGUAAUGCUUGUUUGUGUGUAUCUCAAAAAUUGUUUCAUCACCUGGUGUUUGUGUUUGCUGAGGAGGGUAGAAUGGGAGGGGAUGGAGUUUUGUAUAAAUAAAGGUUCUUUACCUCCUUCCCCACCCUCCCCACCCCAUUUAUUAAACAAACAUACUGCCAGGCA
Eubalaena glacialis (North Atlantic right whale) is the source of this 3824-nucleotide messenger RNA. It is a transcript of the gene IL4R, whose product is annotated as interleukin 4 receptor. Gene Ontology annotation, biological process: cytokine-mediated signaling pathway; production of molecular mediator involved in inflammatory response. The record is from RefSeq and is a predicted model, not a curated record. Gene Ontology annotation, molecular function: cytokine receptor activity; protein binding. NCBI's taxonomy places the organism in Eukaryota, Metazoa, Chordata, Mammalia, Artiodactyla, Balaenidae. Gene Ontology annotation, cellular component: external side of plasma membrane; membrane. Bases 286 to 2784 code for a protein of 832 amino acids. The transcript has 11 exons.